AUAAUAAUUUUAAUAAGACUAAGAACUAAGAAGUACCUAAUCUUUCAUGAAAGAAUAAUUCUAAUAUUCUAUAGAUCUAUAGGUCUUAUAAAACCGCGGUUCUACCUGUCAUGGAUUAUUAUCUAUGCUACCUGUACGGCUGUACGUCAGUUUACCUACCCAUUGUUCUGUGGUAUCAUAUAAGGAACCAUGAUAUAACAAAGUUAGUAACGUGUAAUGCGUUUAUAAUUUACUUUCUAGUUUCUAUACAUUUAUAAUUAUUAAUUUAAAUUAUUGUGGUGUAACUGUCAAUUGAAAUUACAAAACAGAUUUAAAAUUCAAAAUCAAAUACGAUUUUGAGUCUUUGAGCAUAGAUAUUUUUACUAUUUUAAAAUUUUAACUUCGAUGUUUAAACAAUUUAUAUUGUACUAAAAACCGGAUUAUAUAUUGUAAUGGAUGAUUUAUGUAUCAAAGUUGAUAUAGUUUUAAAUGAGUGUUCUAGAUAUUUAUAUAAUAUUGAGAAAAAAGAAUUUCAUGAAUCAUCUUUUAAACUAAUAUUCAAAGAUUUAAUUAAUGGACCACUCCUUUGUUUUGUAAAAUCUAUUCAAGUAUUUUUAAAAACAUUUAAAAAUCAAAAUGUUUACAUGCUUUGUGUAUGUUUAAGUCAAAUUCGGAAAUGUCUCCUUCUAUAUGAAAUAUCAAUAUCAGAACAAACUACUAUUCUACAUUUUGAAAAGAUUUUAAGCAAGUACAUAAUCAAGCGGAUUCAAAAAUGUUUUUAUAAGUUGGAAGAGUGUUUGGAAAUGAUAGAAAUACCUGAUUUAGAUGAACAUCCAGGAAAAUUCAUUGAUCAAAUGAAUAUUGUGUUAAAUUCAUUAAACAAUAGGGAUAAUUUUGAACUUAUUAAACCAAAUGUAAAUAAAAUUUUAUUUCAAGCAAUAACUAUUGCUAAAGUUGCAGAUGAAAUAGAUAACUUAGAAAUAACAUCUUCAUCUAAACAUGUUUUAACAGCGAUUCAACAAAUUGAAAAAGUUAAUAUCAAUGAUACUGAUAGUUUUUUCCAAUUUGAUUAUUUAUCAUCUUCAUUAUCUAUUCUUGAAAGACGGAUUAAUACAACUGUUUUGCAUCUUAUUUCUAAGAUUUUUAAUGAUCCAUUUUAUAUAAUUAAAAAACUGGUUAGAAAGUGUGGUGAAUCUGUUGACACACAACUAAGAAAUUCAUCAGAUUUAUCAAGUUUGAUUUGUGAUUUGGAUAAAUAUACCGACGAAUUAAUUCAGGUUGGACUAUUUUCUGUAGCCUGUUGUAAAAAUGAUGAAUAUGUUAUACCUUUAAAAUCUUGUUUAUCAAGCUUAGAACUUUUGGACAGUGAUAUGGUACCUGCUAUUAUUGAAUUUUAUUUGGAUCCAACUUCAUUGGUAAAGAAGACAUUUUUAAAACUGCUAAUAAACCAUUGGGUUUCUGAAAUUUGUGAAAUACAAAAUCUUUUGGACAAAAUCAUCGAUCCCUUUGCAUUUACUCAAACAACAAUAGAAACAUCUAUGAAUAUUAUUGAUACUAUCUCUAAGAGUAAUGCAAAUACCAACAUGGAUUUAUAUGUCAAGUUUUCAAAUGGAAUGAUUAAUUUUUCAAAAUUUAUGGAAAAAAUAUUUACUACAGCCCUUUUUGAAAAUAAAGAACUUUCUACAACUUUUGAGCAGUUUAAGAAUGCUCUGAGAGAGUACAAUGCAUGUUUAGUCUAUAAUCAAAGAACAAAUGACGGUUAUAAUGAUGAAUCAAUUAAAAAUAAAUUACUUAAAAGAUGUACAAUUGUAAUAAAAUAUUUGAAGAAUACUCAAAUUUUAAUUUCUAAUAUACUAAAUGAUAAAAGUUUGUCGGAAUUAGAAAAUACAAAUUAUAUUUUAUCUAAAACAAAACAAUCCUCCCCGAAUAUGUUACAAACUGAUAACCCUGAUAAUAAUGAAGAUUUGGAUUUACUGCUAACAACUAUUCAAGUUCAAAAAUCAUUUUACAAUAAAUCAGAACGUAAAACUUCAAAAAAAAUGUUUCAUCAAGAUUAUGAAUGUUUGAUAUCCGCUAAUGAAACAACAUAUGAGAAUGUUGUAACAAUGGAUCUUACAAAAAUUCUUGAUAAUUUUAUUCUCGAGUCAUUCAAUAUAAAUAAGGAUAAUAAAUUUACAGUUAAUUUAUGGGAAGAAAUAGGUAUUGACAAUCCUACAAGAAUACAAGAUCUAGAUAAUGUUGAUAAUAAGAUUACAAGUGUUAAUGAAUUAUGUUAAAGCGCUUAUUUCUUUUUCUAAUAAAAUUGUUACAAAUAUGCUUUAAAUCAACAUCCUAAUUAGUUGUUUGAUUUAAAAUUUAAAUGAUAGUUUUAUAUUUUACAUCAAAUGUAAAAGCUAUUGUAAAUAUUAAGAAUGGUUUAAAUAAAAUUUAAAAUAUAAAAUAAAAUA
Messenger RNA from Aphis gossypii (cotton aphid), 2426 nucleotides. RefSeq names its product serendipity locus protein alpha. The transcript is spliced from 10 exons. NCBI's taxonomy places the organism in Eukaryota, Metazoa, Arthropoda, Insecta, Hemiptera, Aphididae. Gene Ontology annotation, cellular component: cytoplasm; adherens junction; membrane. The record is from RefSeq and is a predicted model, not a curated record. Bases 432 to 2255 code for a protein of 607 amino acids. Gene Ontology annotation, molecular function: beta-catenin binding; actin filament binding. Gene Ontology annotation, biological process: cell-cell adhesion; cell migration; cellularization.